UCUCGAUCCUGGACCGCGAUGGACCCCGGACGAAUCCCUAAGCCUAUCAAUGAUGAGGCUGUCAAAGAAGGACAAGAAUUGAUCAAACACUUUCAGUUUCUCCAGGCUUUGUUCAACACUCUCGCUGCAGCGCAAUACUCUCGCUCGGGAGUGAAAUACAAUUUCCUCGAGGCCGACCAGAUAACCAGUCUUCAACAGAUCCUCGAUGACAUCCGGCAACUGAAAGUCUCGAUCAAGGCAUUCUGGAAACUGCCAGACGAAGGACGUCCUGCGACAGUAGAACAAGCUACGAACAACCCCUAUUGGCGCUCACUGUUUUUCCUGAAUCUGCUGCUCGGAUUCUACAAAGAUCGCGGUGCUCCCGACCUUCAUAUGCUUACGAAAGCGGCAAUAGCAACAGAUCGCAACAAUAAGGCCGGAUUCAGAGCGAUGGCUUUGCUCCAAUGCUGUGUUCGAACGAUUCAUUUCGUGCUGGAGGAAGUAAGUGGUGAAGAUUGGGAGAAAUUGAAGAUCCUUGUAUGGGGUGAUGCAGAUAUCGUUGCGGAAAAUAGAGUUCCAAAUUGA
Molecule: messenger RNA, 564 nt
Organism: Periconia digitata
Lineage: Eukaryota; Fungi; Ascomycota; Dothideomycetes; Pleosporales; Periconiaceae
Source: the annotation of a GenBank genome assembly